CCUUUCCGACGGUAAAAAGGAAGCAAGAAGUCGCGAGUGUUCCAUGCAGGGUAUAUAGAACUCCAUGUGCUAUUUCAAUUUGGUUUGAGUACCCUUUUCAAUUGUUUUUAACAUUCCUGCAGUUAUUUUGGGGGUGUCACACAAGCCUAUGGUUUUAUAGUGUUACAUUUUUGAUGUACCUACCUGACUAGCCCCUUACACCUUGGCUGUGGUCUUCAGUAUGGUCAUUAUUGAGUGAUGAGCUGAACCAUGCCCACGCCGUGCCGGAGCGCUGGGUCGGUGCCGGUGGCCGGCCGGGGCCGCCGCCGGCCGCGCACCCUCGGCGCCCUGCCGCCGCUGCCGGCUCCCGUCACCGCACUGGACGGCGGCCCGGCGGGCGCCGCCGACUCGGGCACCGUGGCGCAGCUGAUCGAGACGGCCGUGCCCAGCUAUCUCACCAUCGAGGCGCUGGUGGAGCUGGCGUGUCGCUCGCAGCGCGGAACUGACUGGCGCUCCAUGUACACACUGGUACACCGACAGCUGGUCAGCAUGCGCCUGCUGCCGCCGCACAGCGACCAGCUCGACCCGCUGCGGCACAUGUACCAAAAGAUGUUCGCUGACCUGCUGGUGGCGGCUCACCGCGCCUCCCUGCCGGGCCCUCUGACGGACGCGCCGCUGCUCGGCCCGGCGCCCUCGGAGCCGUCCGCGCCGCUGCUGCACCCGUCCCGCUACCGGACCGAGUUCGAGGAGCUCUCGCUGCUGGGCAGCGGCGGGUUCGCCGUGGUCAGCCGGUGCCGUAGUCUGGUGGACAGACAGGAGUACGCCGUCAAGAGGAUCCCGUUCCGGUGCCGGUCGGCGGCCGCCGCCGAGCGGACGCUGCGCGAGGUGACCGUGCUCGCCUCGCUGGAUCACCCCAACAUUGUCAAGUACAACACGGCCUGGCUGGAGGCGGGCGGGCCGCGGCCCACCGGUCGGCGGAACGCCGGCGGGUCAGACGCCUGGACCGAGCUGGCUGAGGGCGAGACGAACACCGGCGCCGGGUCGCUGGGGUCGGUGAGCGCGCUGCCAGAGCGGGAGCGUCUACCGGCCACCGACAGCUCCGUGGGCUCUGAGGUGACGUGGGAGCGCGACUCGAAAACUAAAAACCACACUGCUGAGGUGUUGAGUGCCGGACCGGAGUCGGCUCAGAACUCAAACGGCACCUCGAGUCAUGACAGCUCGUCGGGUGUUGUGUUCAACAGGGUCGCGGCGGCGUCCGCGCGAACCCCGGACAGUUCCGAGUCCCGACGGGCGGGGGCCGAUCCGCUGAGCUCCGAGGAGCCGACAGCGUCCCGAACCGACGCCUCAGCGGCGCCUCUGUCGCAGAACGGCUCCUCAGGAAGCUCCGCGCCCGCAGUGCUGCCUGCAGGGACGUUCGGUGCUCGAGGGACUGGCGCCGCGCGCGGCGGCGGGGGCCGCUUCUGGGCGGGGUCCGGCAGUAGCUCCGGCUCGACGAGCGUCUCCUCGGCGGCUGCCCGGCACGCGCAGGCCACCCGGUCGCUGUCGGCGGCCUCGGCGUGCGCCGUGGCGCAGUGCUGCGUGCCCCGGUACCGGCGAACGCUCUCUGCUCCGGCCGCCACCGCCGGAUGGCUGACGCUCUACAUCCAGAUGCAGCCGUGCGAGCGGACACUAAAGGACUGGCUGCAUGAUCGCAACCUGGCCCCGCCGCCGGCGUCCGCGGCUGCGGGGGACCGGCUGAGCCGUGUGGAUGCGGAGGGGUGCCGACGGCUGCUCAGGGACGUGCUGCUGGGACUUCACUUCAUCCACCAGCGCGGCAUCAUCCACCGCGACCUCAAACCGGCCAACAUAUUCCUGGCCUUUUCUGGGCGCGCGAUGAUCGGCGAUUUUGGUCUGGCUCGGGUCCGCGCGGCCGCUGGGGACUGCGCUGAGAGCUGUGGUGGAGGCAGUCCCCGACCUGGUGAUCAGACCUGCGGUGUGGGUACGGCCACGUACGCGUCCCCCGAGCAGGCUGCUAGUGGCGACUACGACCAGUCGACCGACCUGUACAGUCUGGGGGUGGUGCUGUACGAGCUGUUUGCGCCGUUUACCACGGCCAUGGAGCGCAGCGGCGAACUGCGCCGGCUGCGCCACGAGCGCCGCUGCGCCGAGGACGUGACGGCGCGCUGGCCGGCCGUGGCGGACGCCGUGCUGGCGCUGACAGACGACGAGCGCGCGCGCCGGCCGUGCGCGGCGCACCUGCUCACCUCUCCGCUGUUCAGCAGCGCCGCCGAUCGGCUGCUGCAGCUGGAGGCCGCCGCCGCCCACCAGGGCCGGCUGCUGGAGGCGCGGGCCGCCCGCGGCCGACAGCUGGCGCAGCAGCUGGACAGCUGCCGACACGAGGCAGCUGUCACCGAGCGGCUGCUGCGCAACACCUGCAGCCAGCUGCGCCGCCAGCUGGCCGAAAAAGACCGAGAGGUCGAGAAACUCCGGCAGGUGCUGAGGCUGCACGGCAUCGAGCCGCCGUAGAUGCCGCCGACUUUGGAUGGUUGUGAGUCUUCGGUGGCUAGCUGGUAACACGCUUUACGCACAGCUCUAAGAGGUAACCAGCACGAUCUCUUGAACAUCCACCCAAUUUUAAUUGGAACUGGAAGUACACGUACUACUGGUAGUGUAGUGGCCAGGACAGGGCGGUCGCUAGGGACCAUGGCCGAAAGUACCAGAGGAUUCCGUCGGAUUGACUGCUAGUCUCCCACCACGUCCAGUGACCCAGUGACCCUAGUCAUCAUUGCAGUCACAGUGAGCUUAUCGAAUGGGCCGUGGUCUUGCCGAGCGGGUUUCCCUGCCUUGAGCUGUUUUUAGGAACGGUACUGUAAUGUUGGGUGAUGGCUGAACUCGUUUGCUGUUUGGAGUUUGUCCACCGAUGUUAAGGUGCCAUCGAGGCAAGAGCUGUGUAGAGUCAAGAGUGAUCACGGUGGUAGGCGUUAGAUGUUCCAACUGUUUAAAUUCCUGUCUGCUUAAUGCGUACUUAAGUAGAUGUGUGUACGUUUUUGGCGACAAGUUCUCGUUUGUGCAAUAUGCUCUGCUGCCAGGGACAUUGUUGGAGCCGUUUGGUGGAGAGGACGCUCAGGAAGUAUGUCUCAUUGACUCAUUGAAUCGCGCUUGGCCAGGGUUGUCUCAGUGACCCACGCUCGGUGUCAGAUGGUGCCAGUUUCCAUUUGGAGUCUUUCACUCGGUGAGCGGGUCAUGUCAUGGGCGCUCUUUAGUUGAUAUACAGGGUGUUGCAGAUAAAUUGGGACUAAGUUCAUGACCUUACAAAAAAUAUGGUAUGCGGAGGAACAUCGUGGAAAUUUGACACAAUAUAAUUUCAACAAUUGUUUUUCAUUUGAUAUUGAAAUUUUAAUCCUAACAUAUCGCGCAGUCAUGGAGCAGCGUCGGAGGGAAACGAUUGGUGAGUUAGUUCGCGCCGGACAGAGCGCGAAGGACAUAAUAAGUUUAACUGGGUACCCAAAGUCUACCGUGUACCGAACUAUCGCGACUGUAGGAGCUGGAGGGGAUGUCGCUCGACGUUCUCACACACCUCGCAGUGACCGAAAACGGACACCAACAUUCCUGAGCGGCUUGAAACGCUCGAUACAGGCCAAAACGAGGACCUCGAUGAACAAGCUUGCGCGUGCCCGUCACGUGAGCAAGAGCACCAUCAGCAGAGCCGUGAGAGAGGACCUCGGGAUGAAGUCGUUUACCAGAAAACGACGAAGCCUCCUGACCGAACCAGCAAGAGCGAUACGAAGGGAGAGGGCACCGAAGGUCCUCAAUCUCCUCAAGCACCUCGGGAGUGACGUCAGAGUAUUUGUCGAUGAGAAAAAGUUCAUCGUAGAAGAGGUCGCCAACCGCAGGAACUCGCGGGCUAUCGCCUACAGCCCUGAUGAAGUGGCUCCCGUGAUGAAAGGCAAAAAUCCGGCAUCAGUAAUGGUGUCCGGGGCCGUCGCAAGUGAUGGCCGCAUAAUGCCGCCCCAUUUCAUGCCUGCUGGUGUGAUGAUCGACACUGACGCGUAUUUGACCAUCCUGAAGGAGUCUCUCAUCCCCUGGAUGAUGAAAUACUAUGACUUGAGUAAAGUCAUGCUGGUGCAAGACUCCGCCCCAGCACAUGCUUCCCAGAGGGUGCAAGAUUUCCUGAGCCAGAGGAUCCCCCUAUAUGUACCCAAGGACAUAUGGCCCUCCAACUCGCCUGACUUGAAUCCAUGCGACUUUUGGGUGUGGGGCGUGGUAGAACAAAAGUCCAACUCGACCACUCCUGCCAACGUUUCUGACCUGAAGAAGGCCAUCAGGAAGGCAGUCAGCACCAUUGACCAGGACGAGGCCCGGCGCGCGUGCUCCGCUUUCCGGCGCCGUCUCGAGAGGGUGCGGGACGCCGACGGCGGUCACCUCGAGUGACAAGGCUGUGCGUACAUGACACAAUACACGUGCGAAUUUUCAACUUUCUGUGUUUUCAUUCACCGUAUUAAUAGCAUGUUGAAAUAAGGCCUGAAAAUUCCCAAUUUACCUGCAACACCCUGUAGUAUUUAUUGCUUGGUCUGGCUAGCUUUCAUCGAGUCAUUUCUUCUUUUUAUGUACAUGAAAUAUAUGAAACAGGUUUGACCUGCUAUUCUGUAUGUUGAUAUUAAAGUUUAGAGGCGAAUGUGAUUCGACGAGACUAAGUUUG
Messenger RNA from Amphibalanus amphitrite, 4657 nucleotides. RefSeq names its product eukaryotic translation initiation factor 2-alpha kinase 1-like. The transcript is spliced from 4 exons. Gene Ontology annotation, molecular function: protein kinase activity; ATP binding. The record is from RefSeq and is a predicted model, not a curated record. Gene Ontology annotation, biological process: protein phosphorylation. NCBI's taxonomy places the organism in Eukaryota, Metazoa, Arthropoda, Thecostraca, Balanomorpha, Balanidae. Bases 250 to 2484 code for a protein of 744 amino acids.